CUCAGACUGUUCGCCGCUUGAGUUUGAGCAUGAUUAACGGAUCUACAGCUAGCUCUGCCUCGCUUGCUCUCAGGAUAGCGCGGUGUCUCUGACAUUUGCUGUCCAGUCAUACCAACGAACGGCAACCUGGAGACCCGCUGCCGGCCAUGAUAUGACAUGCAAUGCGCAGACUCUAUACGCAUGACGUUCCAGUCCACCCGCUGCCCGCCCUGCGUACGAAGUCGGACACCGGCAACAAUGUCCUUCCGCGCCGGUUCUCGGGCGCUCAUUACGCAUGAGUGCUCACUCCCCGGACUCGGUGUGACAUUUCGCGCACACAUCUGCCUCGGGACGGGCCGCGGCAUGUCGGACGAAUGCACUGGUCUAGAUAACAGUACAGGAUAUAUAAGAAUACUGUUCUCUACUUUCCAGCAUCGCAUCGCAGCUAUACCAGUUUACUCUGCUUACAGGCACUUGAUACCAAAUGUCCCAGCCCAUUCCAACCCCGCCCUCCAUUCCCUUCCUAGGUCACGUAACCACCAUAGAUGCAGAGCUCCCCGUUCUCUCGUUCCACCUGCUUGCCAAGCAAUAUGGCGAGAUCUACCAGCUAAACUUUCUCGGUACGAAGGUCGUAGUUAUCAAUUCGCAGGAGCUUCUUCAUGAGGUGUCCGAUGAGAAGCGCUUCCGAAAGAUUGUACAACAAGGUCUAAACGAAGUUCGCAACGCGACUGGCGACGGACUCUUCACUGCCCGCGUACCACAAGAGAAAAACUGGUACAUUGCUCAUCGUAUCCUGAUGCCGUCGUUCAGCGCCAUGAACACGCGGAACAUGUUCGACGACAUGGUCGACGUGAUUUCUCAGCUCGUGCUGAAGUGGGAACGCUUCGGACCGUACCACAAGAUUAACCCCGCAGAGGACUUCACGGCCAUGACGCUGGAAGCGAUAUCCUUCUGCGCGAUGUCUCAUAGGUUGAAUACGUUCUAUAUUAAUGGGGUACAUCCCUUCGCCCGUGCGAUGACAGACUUCCUAAUCGAAAGCGGCAAGCGUGCUCGGAGGCCGGCGAUAGUAGCACCAUUCAUGCGGAGUACGAACGCGAAGUACCAGCAGGAUAUCGACGUGCUUAUGAGCUUUGUCGAUGAAAUUAUUGCAGAGCGCAGAGCUCAUCCUACGGAAAAGAAGGAUAUCCUGAAUGUAAUGCUGUAUGCGAAGGACAAAGAGACGGGGCUCGAGAUGACAGAGGACAGCAUCAGACAAAACGUGCUUACUUUCCUUAUUGCCGGGCACGAAACCACUUCAGGAAUGCUAACAUUCACGAUGUACUAUCUCCUUAAGAAUCCCGAAGCAAUGCGGAAACUGCGCGAGGAGGUGGAUGGCACGAUCGGCGACCGGCCGAUGACAGUGGAUGACGUACAUAAGCUGCCGUACCUCAUCGCCGUUCUGAGAGAAGCGUUGCGCCUUGGUCCACCUGCUUCGGGGCGCGGAACGGCGCCGUACGAAGAUAUAACUCUCAGCGGCGGAAAGUACGCCGUCGAAAAAGACACUCUCAUCUUGUGCAGCGUCUAUAAUGUUCAUCGCGACACGAAGGUCUGGGGCGAAGACGCUGAGGAUUUCAAGCCUGAGCGCAUGCUCGAUGGUAAAUUUGAAGCGAUGCCGCCCGAUUCCUGGCAGCCGUUCGGCUAUGGCAUGCGUGCCUGUAUCGGCCGGCCGUUUGCGUGGCAAGAGGCCCAGAUCACGCUCGUCUACCUCAUGCAGCGCUUCAACUUCGUCAUGGCCGACCCAUCUUACGACCUGCACCUGAAGCAGACGCUGACGAUUAAGCCGCACGAGUUCUACAUUCGCGCGAUUCUGCGCACUGAUAAGAAAGGCCCCAUCCCGAUGUUCAGCGCGCCGUCAACCUUGCUGCAGCGGAGUAAUGAUUCUAGCAAGGCAGGCGAGCAGCCUGCGACGGAGAAUGCUGCUGAUUUGAGGCCUUUGUACGUGCUCUAUGGCUCGAACACUGGCACGUCGGAAGGUUUCGCUCAGAGAAUCGCUUCUGCGGCUGCCGGGCAAGGUUUCAAGGCUACUAUUGGUACGCUCGACUCCGUAUCAGGACAUCUACCCACGGACGGACCUGCUAUCAUUGUUACCGCCUCAUAUGAAGGCCAGCCGGCCGACAAUGCUGCACACUUCGUCGAAUGGCUCUCGAACCUGAAAGACAGGGAGCUCUUGAAGGCGUCUUAUGCCGUGUUUGGUUCUGGAAAUCACGACUGGGCUCUGACAUACCAGCGUAUUCCGACGUUGUGCGACGACCUGCUUUCCGAGCGCGGCGGCAAGCGCAUCAUACCUCGUGGCGAAGGUGAUGCCGGCUCUGGAGAAUUCUUCGAGGCGUUCGAGAAGUGGGAGACAGCGUUGUGGGAGGCGCUUCGUACGCUGUAUGGAACGACUAAGUCUGAUGGGCCAGAAUCUGAAAUCCAGAUCCAGACUAUGGAUGCGGGAACGAGCCGUGCAAGCGUCCUUCGCCAGCCGGACGCAGCUCUGGGGACUGUGCUCGAGAAUAGGGUCCUUACAGCUCCGGGUGCACCGGUGAAAAGGCACAUCGAAUUCGGCCUUCCGGAGGGCAUAACGUACCGGACGGGCGACUAUCUCGCUAUGUGGGUGCCAAAAUUCUUCCUGUCAACCCUGCGAGGGACGUCCACCGUGCAAUCGCCCGCUUUGGUUUGUUAUCUGACCAAGAGGCAUAUCACGGUUCGCUCCGCUGGUCCAACGACUCUUCCGACGAACCGUCCUAUCAAUGUAUCGACGAUCCUUAGCGGAUAUGUUGAGUUGUCCCAGCCGGCGACAACUCGUGACCUGCGUAUUCUGGGCGAGAUGUCCAAGGCUGAAGCCUCCAAGAUUGCACUGAAGGACUUGGCGAACAACUACGCAGAGAAGGUCCUCGCCAGGCGUCUCAGCGUCCUCGACGUUCUCGAAGGCUACCCUGACAUCGACAUCCCCUUCGCCACUUUCCUUCAGCUCCUCCCAAGCAUGCGUGUUCGUCAAUACUCCAUCUCCUCGUCGCCUCUCGUCGACGCCUCUCGUGCCACGCUAACGAUCAGCGUGCUCGAGGCACCCGCGAUCUCAGGCCGGAACGAGCCCUUCCUAGGUGUGGCAUCGACGUAUCUCGCCGGCCUCCGCCCAAAUGACAAAGUGCAGCUCGCGGUGCGGCCGUCUAACGCGGCCUUCCACCCGCCGACGGACCCGGCUGUGCCGAUGUUGAUGUUCUGCGCCGGGUCGGGACUUGCGCCGAUGCGCGGAUUCCUGCAGGAGCGUGCGAUCCAGAAGCAGUCUGGGAGGGAGGUUGCAAAGAGCAUUUUGUUCUUUGGGUGCCGAACCCCGGGCGAGGACUUCUUGUACGCUGAUAGCGACCUGAAAGCGUGGGUUGAUCUCGGCAUCGUGGAUGUGCGUUCGGCGUUCUCGAAGGCAACCGACGACUCGGAGUCACUCGGAUGCAAGUAUGUUCAGGACCGUAUCUGGUACGACCGUGCUGACGUCGUUACAGCGUGGAGGUCGGGCGCAAAGUUGUACCUGUGCGGCUCGAGCCGGAUGGCGGCCGGGGUAAAGGAAAAGCUUGUGCUCGUUGUGCAGGACACGCUGAAGUUGGAUCACGCUGCUGCAGUGAAGAAGUUCGAUGAGAUCAUGGUCGGCCGUUUUGCCACUGAUGUUUUUGAGUAGAUUGCAAUAUUUUCUGCGCUGAUUAAUCGUGAAUAGAUUUUGACUGUGCGCAUUCGUCUUCGGAUGCAACUCGAGCGAUCGAGACGGGCCCUGUAUGACAGUUUCUGAUCCCCUCGUUAAGUACUCGAGCGUCCAUCAGCCGCGUUUGUCCUCAACGAAAUCUUUAUGGGCUGCCACCUGCGCACCAGUUUACC
Phanerochaete carnosa HHB-10118-sp is the source of this 3864-nucleotide messenger RNA. RefSeq lists its product as uncharacterized. Gene Ontology annotation, molecular function: NADPH-hemoprotein reductase activity; aromatase activity; FMN binding. NCBI's taxonomy places the organism in Eukaryota, Fungi, Basidiomycota, Agaricomycetes, Polyporales, Phanerochaetaceae. The transcript is spliced from 22 exons. Gene Ontology annotation, cellular component: cytosol. The record is from RefSeq and is a predicted model, not a curated record. The coding region runs from base 464 to 3670 and encodes 1068 amino acids.